AGCUGAUCACCACGAUGCGCGUGCCUGUCUGUACGAUCGUGUCCUCUCCGCGCCGGCAGCUCGGCACUCUCAUUUUAAACCAUUCUCAAUUGUUCAUUUUUAAAAGACUUUACGGAUCGUGGAGAAGAUGAUUUUUUUGUGGUGACAUGUUCUUGCAGAGAUAUCUUAAGUGAUUUUUUGAAGAAUUAGAGAGAAAGAGAUAGAAAUCGAUUUAGUAGGAGAAGGAUGUGAAUUGUUUCACAAUAUUACUGUGAGCGGAUUUUAUAUGUUACAUAAUAUCUGGGAAUACCUCGUUCUGGAACCACUUGUAAUCUUGCUCUUUUCAAUGAUCUAAGCGGUGUAUCGCUUCUAAAUCAAUGAAUGAAUAAAAAAAAACCCUCACAUGGCAUGCAAAGAAAAUUAGGAUGCGUGGUACGUUGAGGAUCAAAGAUUUUCAGUUUCAUUUUGUUUAUGGAGGGAUUUAAUCACACAUCGUCUAUAUUGCAUCACGUUCAAAUCGAUGUGUUCUCUGAAUCAUAAUGCAAGGAUUUAACAAAAUGUUAUCAAAAUAGACAAACAGUCUUAUCAGUUUAGCGUCAACUCUACCCUCUCCACCAGAUAUAUAACUCAUCUUCUUUUUAAAAAUUUUCAUUAAGGUGUUUCAUCUACAUAUAUUACCUGUUGAGCGAGAAGCGGGGAAGCGGGUGUUUGAUAAAUACAAUAAGAGGAUUCUGAAAGACUAAAAAAAGAGAAAGGGAUCAGAGAAGAGGAUUUCACGGGGGUGUAAUGUCCCUCCUUACCAGGGGCAUUUUAAACAGAGGUCUCACAUUUGGGAUACAGGGAUCAGAGACAUGUUUCAUGUAAAGGAACCCGACCAAAUUUUCCAAUUGGAACAGGCAUGGGACCAUUCGGUUACGAAUACUUUAUACACCGAUUCAUCACAACUCUAGGCUUUAUCCUUGUAACAUGCGGUUGUGUGUAUUCCACGAGAGAUGUUCUGGACCUUAUUUCAAACCUUAAAACUCGCACUGGAUUUACAAACAUCACUGGGCAAAAUAAUCUCACAUCAGCCAUUUAUCUGCAAGAUUCAGAUCGGAACCUCGCUGUUUCAGAUUACAUGUUGAGAGAAGCUCUAAGGAUUUUUAAAGACAGUAGUGAAAUAACUUUUUUAGCAACAAUGAAGCAGGAAGUAGGGAAUUCUGGGAGUAUAUUAGCUUUUUCAUCAGACAUUUAUAGGUUUUUUGAGAUUGAGAGUAGUGGUGUUCGGGAUGAAAUUCGCAUUCACUACACUCAUGACCAGCACAACUACGUGUUAACAUUCCGACACAAACUAGCAGACAAUGAGUGGCACAAACUGGCUGUGACUGUGUCAGGCACCCAUGUGACUAUGUUUGUGGACUGUUUGAAACUUUAUGAACAAAAUAUUCAAACUAUUGAUCAUAUUCCACCUUCUUCCAAUAUCCAAUUAUAUGUGGGUCAGCUGAAUAGACAACAUGCACUAUUUAGGGGGGGAUUGCAAGAUGUACAGAUCGUCACACAGGCUCAUGGGUAUCUUUUACAAUGUCCAGACCAAGAUACAAGUUGUCCAUCAUGUACACAGUAUCAAGCUUUAGAGCAAAAGCUCCAAAAAGCAAAGGAGAGGAUCAAAGAGUUGGAGCAGUGUGAAUGUCACAAGAAUUGUCGCUACAAUGGAACGUCUCGGACUGAGGGGGAGGCGUGGCACCCAGACCAAUGUACACUCUGCAUUUGUAAGAAUGGUACAGUGGAUUGUAAAAAGAUGGACUGUCCGCCUGCCCACUGUAGUCAUCCUGUGUAUCGGGACGGAGAAUGCUGCCCUAUCUGUCUGACCAACUGUUACUUUAGUGGGAAAUACUACAGUCACGGAGAGACCGUCAGUCCAAAAGUCUGUGUCACCUGUACAUGUAAUGAUGGCAGGAUGGAGCAUUGUGAGAGGAUGGACCCAGAGGUCAGCUGUCCCAAUCUGGAUUGUCCAAAAGAAAAGAGAUUGCACAUCCUCGGAGAGUGCUGUCCGGUCUGUGAGGGUACAGAUUUCUGUGGUCUUGGCAACAAUUGCCACUCAAAUGCAACAUGCAUUAACUUGACGACUAGGUUUGCCUGUCAGUGCCUACCUGGUUACCGUGGAGAUGGAGUCCAUUGUGAAGAUGUUGAUGAAUGCCUGACGAAAGGAGGGAAAUAUGGCCAUCACUGCAAUGGUCAGACUAUCUGUGAGAACACCAUAGGAUCAUACCUAUGCAAGUGUCCGGCAGGCCAUAUUCCAGAAGACCCCUAUAAUUGUACAGGUACAGGGUAUGAUUUGUCGAAUUCAGCCCCUGUUAGGAGCAGUGAUGAGACCUUUUUAUGGACAUUUUACCCCCUAAUCCUUGUGAUUUUAUGGGUUUCUGGUAUUAGAUAAUGGCAUUAUCGGCCAUUAGAAUAAACUUUGUUAUGACCAUGAUUCUAGGAUGAGCAGCCAUCUUUGAUGGUUGGUUGCACAGUGUUCAUGUGAAUACAAAAUGUUCCAUCAAGUAAAAUUCCAUUUUAUUUUUAACAAUUAAAAAUUGUAGAUUAAAAAUUUUUGUUUGAUUUAAAUUAUCUUAUACUGUUUGACUAUUUGAUUUCUCUUGCUUGAUAGCUAGAUAUAUUAUGAAGCUACAGCAUGGAUGUUUUUGAUAAUUAAAUAUUUUGUAAUGAAAACACGAAAAUGUAAGACACAAACUUUUGUAAGCUGCCUCUAUGUAGAUGUUUUAUUUCAUAGUUAGAACAAAAAUGUAUAAACUUCAUGCAUAUUCCAUAACCCAGAAAUGUGUAUCCUCGCAGUUAUGUACCCUGUUGUUCGUUAACGGUUAAUUUUUGUCAUUAAUUAAGUGUACGUGAAUUAUUGUGCAGUGUGAAUGAGAACAGAGAGCGGUGUUGAUUAGUUGAAGAUAUGGAAUUAUUUUUACUACAUUUGUGAUAUAUAUGUUUGAAUGUUAUGGGUCUUGACUGAUUACCAUUGAUAUUGUUGUGACUAAUGUCAGUUAUGUGUGAAUUGUUUUUCAGAGAGAGAGAAGGGGGGGGGGGGAGGGAGGAGUUUAAAUCUUUUAAACUGCUGAUUUACAACACAAUGUUUUGAUUCUAUGAUAUCCAAAAAUGUCUAAACAUUACACGAAUGGUGUCUGUAUAUGAAUACAUGAAUGGUGUCUGUAUAUGAAUCCAACACAACAUUUACUUGCAAAUGAAGAAAUGAGUUGUUACAGAAAGGUUUUAUCUGCUAAGUUAACAAUAUCUGUAACAGUUCAUCAGACAAGUAGUGCCCUGACAGAAUCUCAAAAUUGUGACUCCUGGGAGUCAUUUCUUCUUUUUUCUUUGGGGGGUGGGGAUAAUUUUCGUUAAUUUUAUGAUAUGGAUGUUGAUAUGUACAUGUACCUCAAAUUCAAAAUCCCUCACAAACAGAAUAGUAUGAACAACAAAAGAAAAACAAUAACUUUUCAACCAGGAAUUUAAGAGCCCACCAACUUGCUGAUUUUUCUCUAACCACAAAAAUUCUACCCCAUGAAAAUAACAGAUUCUAUGGUGUGCAGUUAUGGGAUAGGGCUUAGGGAGAGGGCUCAGAUAGGCUUAGGGAGAGGGCUCAGAUAGGCUUAGGGAGAGGGCUCAGAUGGGCUUAGGGAGAUGGCUCGGAUAGGCUUAGGGAGAGGGCUCAGAUAGGCUUAGGGAGAGGGCUCAGAUGGGCUUAGGGAGAUGGCUCAGAUAGGCUUAGGGAGAGGGCUCAGAUGGGCUUAGAGAGAGGGCUUGGAUUGACUUUGGAAUAUAAUUCAGAUAGGCUUAGGGAGUGGGAUCUGAUGAACUUAGGAAUAAUGAUCAGGGAGAGGUUUCAGAUUGGUUCAGCAGCUAGGGAGAAGGCUUUGAUGGUUUUAAGGAGAGGGCUGGGAUAGGCUUAAGGAGAGGGCUUUGCUGGUUUUAAGGACAGGGCUUGGAUAGGCUUAAGGAGAGGGCUUUGAUGGUUUUAAGGACAGGGCUUGGAUAGGCUUAAGGAGAGGGCUUGGAUGAUUUUUAAGGAGAGGGCUUGGAUGGUUUUAAGGACAGGGCUUGGAUAGGCUUAAGGAGAGGGCUUGGUUGGGCUCAGUCUGCCACCAAAUUCUAUUUUGAUAUGUAAAAUUAUAUGUUAAAUGAAAUGUGAUUGUUCAAAUGAUAAAAAGUAUACAGAUUUGAAAUCCGAGAUAUUCCAAAUUCUAGGGACUUUUAUGUACAUGUACUUGUUUCAUGACUUGGAUAUUACAAAUAUGCCAAGAUUUAACUGUCUGUUUUGGAAAGAGUGUUGAAGAUACCAUUGUCUCAAACAAAGAGAUUUUGUUACACUGUGGAAUGACGUAUGCAAGCAGGUUCCUGAUUUUUUUUAAAAAAUUAAUAUGUUGUUAAAUUGCCUUGUUAAAAAUGCUUUGUAUAUGAAAAUGUGAUAUUUGUACUAGCAAUUUUAGAUGUAAAAAUGGGGAGUCCAAAGGCUUGAUCAAACACAGAUAAUGAAUGUGUAAGUAAAGGUUGUGUGCUCAAAUAUGAUUUAUGGCUGAUAUGGGCUACAGUAUUAUUUUUUUUACAGGCAAUAUCGCUUGGUUUUACUGUAGUUAAAAGAGAGGUUUGAAAACUGUAAAAUAAAGUGCACAUUCAAACAGAAAUCUCAUGAUAGUUUAUGUAAAUUGGAGGUAUUUUAGCAAGCUUUGACAUCAUUGUCAGGCUUAGUUGUGCCAAGACACUCUCAUGAGUGUUGUGUCUGAUAUCAAAGUUGUUGAUCAGGAAAGUGUUUGAUCCAGUUUUUGAACUUGAGAAGAAGUUGUAUAUAUUUAUCCAAUGGGUAAAUGAUUUAAUAGAUCAAAUUUUCUACCUCUGAAUUAUCUGUAGGAUUUAUUUCAAAUUUAAUUAAAUUCCCAUUUUCUACGA
Molecule: messenger RNA, 4893 nt
Organism: Ostrea edulis (European flat oyster)
Lineage: Eukaryota; Metazoa; Mollusca; Bivalvia; Ostreida; Ostreidae
Product: protein kinase C-binding protein NELL1-like
Exons: 12
Coding region: 878-2392 (504 amino acids)
Molecular function (GO): protein binding; calcium ion binding
Source: RefSeq, a predicted model, not a curated record